Pungitius pungitius (ninespine stickleback) is the source of this 3373-nucleotide messenger RNA. It is a transcript of the gene mtmr9, whose product is annotated as myotubularin related protein 9. Gene Ontology annotation, molecular function: phosphatidylinositol-3-phosphate phosphatase activity. Gene Ontology annotation, biological process: phosphatidylinositol dephosphorylation; negative regulation of autophagy. Gene Ontology annotation, cellular component: membrane; cytoplasm. NCBI's taxonomy places the organism in Eukaryota, Metazoa, Chordata, Actinopteri, Perciformes, Gasterosteidae. The record is from RefSeq and is a predicted model, not a curated record. The transcript is spliced from 11 exons. The coding region runs from base 123 to 1772 and encodes 549 amino acids.
UGAGGUGCAAAUUGCUACGGUCAGCUGUUUCCAGUCGGCUUGUUUAUGUGAGCGGACCAGUCUCGCCCAACAACAAAUACAACGAAAAGAUAAUCAGCUGUCUUUUUGUCCGCAGGCAGGUCAUGGAGUUCGCAGAGUUGAUAAAGACCCCCAGGGUGGAUGGGGUCAUCCUACACCGACCUUUCAUGCCCACGGUGGAGGGGACCCUGUGUUUGACCGGGCAUCACCUGAUUCUCUCCUCCAGACAGGACAACACCGAGGAGCUGUGGCUGCUUCACUCAAACAUCGACUGCAUAGAGAAAAGAUUUCUGGGGUCACAGGGAAGGAUUAUUGUAAAAUGCAAAGACCUGAGGGUGAUCCAGCUCGACAUCCCUGGCAUGGAGGAGUGUCUCAACAUUGCCAGUUCCAUCGAGGCCCUGUCCACGCUUGACAUACUCUCCCUGAUGUACCCUUUCUUCUACCGGCCCAUGUUUGAAGUCAUAGAAGACGGCUGGACCUCAUUUCUUCCACAGGAUGUCUUUAAAGAUUUAGAAACCAUGACGGAUGAGUGGAGACUGAGUGAGGUCAACAAGGACUUCAGCGUAUGUGCAUCGUACCCUCCUCUAGUGGCAGUGCCCAAAGGUGUGGACGAUGACACUCUGAGGAAAGUAGCCACCUUCCGUCACAGUGGCCGUUUUCCAGUACUUAGCUACUACCACAAGAAGAACGGCAUGGUGAUGAUGCGCGCCGGGCAGCCUCUGACCGGCACCAACGGGCGCCGGUGUAAGGAAGACGAGAAGCUGAUCAACGCCACACUGCGACCGGGAAAACGCGGCUACAUCAUCGACACGCGCGCCGUCAACGUCGCCCAGCAGGCCAAAGCUCGAGGCGGAGGAUUCGAGUCCGAGGCUAACUACCCGCAAUGGAGGAGGAUUUCCAAGGCGAUCGAAAGGUCUAACAUCCUCCAGGAGAGUCUGAUAAAGCUGGUCGAGGCGCUUAACGACCAGUCGCACAAUAUGGACCGCUGGUUAAGCAAGCUGGAGGCUUCCAACUGGCUGACCCAUGUCAAAGAGAUCCUCACCACCGCCUGCCUGGCUGCCCAGUGUAUCGACAGGGAGGGAGCGUCGGUCCUCGUUCACGGCACCGAGGGGACGGACUCCACCCUGCAGGUGACCUCGUUGGCUCAGAUCAUCCUCGACCCGGCCUGCAGGACCAUCAGAGGCUUCCAGGGCCUGGUGGAGCGCGAGUGGCUUCAGGCGGGCCACCCGUUCCACCAGCGCUGCGCCCAGUCGGCCUUCUCCAACAGCAAGCCUCGCCAAGAGGCCCCCGUCUUCCUCCUGUUCUUGGACUGCGUGUGGCAGAUCCUUCGCCAGUUCCCGUGUUCCUUUGAAUUCAGCGAAGGCUUCCUGGUGCUGGUCUUUGAACACGCGUACGCUUCUCAGUUCGGCACCUUCCUGGGCAACAGCACGGCCGAGAGAGUCAAACUGUCUCUGCCUCAGAAGACCGUGUCCCUGUGGUCGUGGGUGAACCGGCCCCAGCAACUGGAGCGCCUGACCAACCCGCUCUACGAGGCCAACAGUCUGGUGAUCUGGCCCUCUGUCGCCCCUCAGAGUCUGCUGCUGUGGGAAGGAGUGUUCCUUCGUUGGAACCGCUCGUCCAGGUGUCAGGACGAGGCCUACGCGGAAAUGGUGCACAUAAUUGAAUACAACAAGGAGCUCCAGAACAAAGUGAACAAGCUGCGCAGGCAGCUGGCCCAGCUGGAGACGGAGGAUCGUCUGUCACAGACGCCCUAGAGGGGGAGAGAGAUGAAAGAAAGAGGUAGAAAAUGUGUAAAUAUAAGGAGAUACUUUAACAGAUCAAUGUCCCAAGUGAGAAUGUAUCCUUUAGUUUUUCAGUUGGGAUUUUUGUAUAUGAUUGAUGAUGAAACAUUUUGGUUUCUCUCACAGAUAUGAAAUGGUAAAGCGACGCAUCCAGAUUCAGUUUAAAAUCAACCACAAAUUUCCCAUCAAUGCCGCAAUCUUUCACACAGACCAUGUGACUGGAGAUGCAGAAAGAGCGGCCUGAUUCAUAAACUAAAAAAAAACUCUUUAGUUGAAAUGGGAAUUCCUUCCUUACUUUGUGUGACUUAAGAACAAUGUGAGUCCAUUUUUCUAAACGUCUUUCAAUAGAUGGCCAUUGAUCUUGAUCCGGAGGAAAUGUACUAAGUUUUCUCCAAACAUCCUGCUUAAUGUAUACGCUACCGAAGCACUGCAGAGUAACUAUGGCAACACGUAAUGUGGGCAGGAUGUGACUUUGCUGCGCAAUGAGACCUGACAUAAUAAGCGUAGGGGGGGUUGAUAGGGGCCUGAACGCUUUACCUUUCAUGUGUAUGGGACGUGCUCCACACACACAAGAUUACCGGAUGAAUGUUCACUUGCCUGCUUCUGGGUUUUUUUUUCUCCUCCCAACCUCACAGAAACAGUGGCCAUGUUGGUCAUACAGUAUAUGAGGGUUAUAAAGUUAAAUAUUCCUUUUAAAGACCCAUUUAAAUUUUGAUAAUUAAAGCUACCAAACAACAGUCAUGGUCUUCAAGCGCAUUAGUAAACAAAAUGCAUAUUUGGUGGUUUUUAUUUUACGAUCUAAUACCGAUGCACUUGUGAAAAGCACGGACAGAAUCAGAACAAUGUGGUUAGAACUCGUGUAGCACUAUUAAAUGUUUAAAAACGCUGAUAUAUCAACAAACUCAAGCCAUUAGCACAUAAAUGACAUGGGUCGUGCAUCCAAAGUGAUUAUUGAAACACGUCCUGUUGGCAUGGUGACGUUAAAGCUCCUCUUUCAGUCCCCGGCCAAAGGAAGCCUCCAUCGGGAUGAUUAAGAAAGCUAAAUGCUGCACUUUAAGGUCAAUAUAAAUGGAUCUUUGGGGUUAAACUAAAUCCACAGUGGUCAUCCCGGGUUAGUUAUUUUGUUUAUUUUGCCAGUAUGAAAUUGUAUUUUGUAUUCUUGUGUCCACGUCGUCUUGAUGCAUUUCAUCUGUUGUGCUUCAAAAAUUGAUUGAUAAACACUAUGCUGAACUGAUUCCAGCCACUACAAUGAAAUGCUUCAUAAAGGGAAAGUUGUUCAUAGCUGCACUAUAUACGUGUGUGUGUGUGUGUGUGUGCGCGCCGCAUGAAGAGGACAAUGCAUUACUUCAGGGUGAUGGUUUGAUUUCCUGUGCCGUCAUUUUGCUUCGUGUUGUCUCUUAACGUUGCUUUGCCCACGUCAACAGCUCUACGGUGUUUGUGCAAGGCUUUACUGCUAAAUCAUAAUUCAAAAUGUACUUUUUAGGUAAUUCUGUAAAAUUAUAUUGUUGUUUAAAAGAUUGGAUGUUUUUUCUUUUUUUAAAGUUUCAAGCCAUUAAAUAAAUUAUAACAUAAGA